CGCAACGCAACGCAACGCGCUGCGGCUUGUGAUUGGAGUUCGAGUGGGUACUGGUGCGGUUGGUUCGUCGACGAGGGCAAGCGAAGCGAGGUAGCAGCGGGCGUGUUACGUUGACCAAGGAGCAGAUGCCAAUAGCAGCCGCGGUGACCGCGCCCCCCGCCGCCGCGCAGGUGCACGGGGUCGUGCCGCGGCAUGCCUCGCCGCCGCCGCAGCAGCAGCAGCAGCGGGCGGCGGCGCCACGGCGGGAGCAGUCGCCGCUGAACCCGAGCUCUCAGGCGAUCCGGUCAGGCUCCGGCGCACCUGCUGCUGGUGGGGGCUCCGCGGCGACAGAGGCUUCCAGGGCGCAUAUAGCCAACCUUGACCGGGUGCUUGGGAAGCCGCCCCAGGCGCCGAGGCCGGCGAGCCACGCGGCGGCGAGCAAGCAGCAGCAGGAUGGCGGGGAGCUGGAGCCGCUCAACGUGAGGCACGGCCUGCUCAACGCGCUGAACCUGUCCUUCUUUGUGCCGAUGCCCGGGAUGAGGGCGCGCGCCGCCGUCGACGAGCACAUGUCGCCGCGCAGCCUCAUGCACAUGCAGCAGCUCCUCUCCGCGGACUCGCCGCGCGCCUCGCCGAGGAGCACCAUCGCGCAGCGCUGGCGCAGCCUCCACGGGGAAGACGGCUGGGCCGGCCUCCUCGACCCGCUCGACUCCGACCUCCGCCGUGAGCUCCUCCGCUACGGCGACUUCGUCCAGGCGGCGUACCAGGCCUUCCACUCGCUGCCCACCGCGUCGGCGAGGCACCGCGGCCUCAUGCUCCCCGACCGCUCGUACCGCCCGACGCGGAGCCUCUUCGCCACCUCGGCGCUGUCCAUGCCGCCGUGGGCCAAGCGCCCCAACACCCCCGAGUGGCUCACGCAGCAGUCAAACUGGAUCGGCUACGUCGCCGUGUGCGAGUCCGAGCGGGAGGUCGCCCGCAUGGGCCGCCGCGACAUCGCCAUCGUGCUGCGUGGGACGGCCACCUGCCUCGAGUGGGCCGAGAACCUGCGCGCCUCGCUCGUGCCGCUCGACGGCGAGAGCGGCGAAGCCAGCGGCGACGCGCAGGAUCCCAAGGUGGCGCGGGGGUUUCUGAGCCUGUACAAGACGGCCGGGGAGAAGGUGAAGAGCCUCUCGGAAGAGGUCAUGGGCGAGGUGAGGCGGCUCAUGGAGAAGUACAAGGGCGAGGAGCUCAGCAUCACGGUCGUCGGCCACAGCCUCGGCGGUGCCCUGGCGCUCCUCGUGGCCGACGAGAUCGCCACCACCGUCCCCGACGCGCCGCCGGUCGCGGUGGUCUCCUUCGGCGGGCCGAAGGUGGGGAACGCCGCGUUCGUGGACAAGCUCCAGAAGAGCGGCAAGGUGAACGUCCUGCGCAUCGUCAACGCCGGCGACGUGGUCACCAAGGUGCCCGGCGUGGCACCGCGGCUACCGCUCACCAAGGAGCAGUACCAGCACGUGGGCGCGGAGCUGCGCAUCGACAGCAAGAACUCACCGUGCCUCCGCCCCGACGCCGGCCCGGCUUGCCGGCACGACCUGGAGGCGUACCUGCACCUCAUCGACGGGUUCACGGGGACGGGGCGCCCGUUCCGGCACGACGCCCGGCGCAGCGUGAUUCGGCUGCUGCAGAUGCAGAGGGGCAACGUGAAGAAGGAGUACGUGAACCGCGCCCGCGAGCUCGGCGUCGACCCCUCCGCGCCGGUGGACGUCGGCCGGAGCAUGGCCUACGGGAACUGCGCCGUCGCCAGCCCCUCCUCGUGAGACGACGAGAUUGACGUCUUCUUCAAGGGCCCUUAUGUAAAUUUUUGUAGAAGCAGACCAACAAUUCUUUCGUUAGUCGGGGUGUCAUCGGGAAAAAAGGAUUCCCCCUUGUUUCCAUCUCAUUUGACUUACGUAUGUACAUACAUGAAAUCCAUACUGCAAGAACAUCACAAUGCAAGCGAAAGCUUGUAUCUUUAUCACUGAAUUAUUGACUGCU
Molecule: messenger RNA, 1986 nt
Organism: Oryza brachyantha (malo sina)
Lineage: Eukaryota; Viridiplantae; Streptophyta; Magnoliopsida; Poales; Poaceae
Product: phospholipase A1-Ibeta2, chloroplastic
Exons: 1
Coding region: 126-1769 (547 amino acids)
Biological process (GO): lipid metabolic process
Molecular function (GO): glycerophospholipase activity
Source: RefSeq, a predicted model, not a curated record